Penicillium canescens is the source of this 384-nucleotide messenger RNA. RefSeq names its product hotdog fold domain-containing protein. The coding region runs from base 1 to 384 and encodes 127 amino acids. The transcript has a single exon. The record is from RefSeq and is a predicted model, not a curated record. NCBI's taxonomy places the organism in Eukaryota, Fungi, Ascomycota, Eurotiomycetes, Eurotiales, Aspergillaceae.
AUGCGUUCCCUAUUCCGUGGAUACCGUCCUAUUUUCAAGCCUCAUUAUCUGGGGUGGGAGGCAGAAUCACUGCUGCGCCUGACUCCUUCCCAGCAAAUGUGCUACUACGAUGGCAAAUUGUUUGGUGGGUACAUUGCCUGCCUGAUGGACCGUAUUCUCGCAGAUUGUUGUAGACGUGACGAACCAGCCUUCACUGCCUACCUGAAUACAUCGUUCAUUCAGUCUGUUCCACCGUCAGCACCAAUUCUUCUCCGUGCAUGGCCGGACAAAGUCGACGGUCGCAAGAUUUAUCUCAAAGGGUCUAUACAAAUCCCCGCAGAGGCACCUCAUGAAUGGGUCGAUGCUAUUCGGACAGACGCGCUCUUCAUCAGGCGAAAACCCUGA